Molecule: messenger RNA, 1401 nt
Organism: Penaeus chinensis
Lineage: Eukaryota; Metazoa; Arthropoda; Malacostraca; Decapoda; Penaeidae
Exons: 8
Coding region: 102-1286 (394 amino acids)
Source: RefSeq, a predicted model, not a curated record
GCAAGAUCCCGGAGUGAAGUGAGUGCAGCGUCAACAGCUCUGCAAGAACACCAACCUGUCGAUCUCUCGUUCCAACUCCACCGCAAACUCCCGAGAGCAAGAUGUCUCCCGUGAAGGUCAGAAUGAGAAGGCUGUUUCUGCUCGUCACCGGAUCCCUUCUUCUUGGGGCGAUUCUCUUUGUGAUCGACAGCGAUCUCGGCUCUGCAUUGGGACUCUCUGAAUAUGGCCAAAUGGAUGACAUGCUGGAAGAAAAUUACUACGAGAUCGACAGAGAUGACGCCGCGGGAGAGUUCGACUUCGAGGAUGUUAACAGCCAGAAUAUCGUUGCCGAGACAGGGAACGCUGACGCAGGCGUGUCAGAAUCCAACGCCACUGAGGCCGCUGGUAAUGACCAAAUCGCCGAGGUUACCGAAGCCAAGGAAAUUAACGACGUGAAAAAUGCGUUCAUAGUCGAGGUCAACAAAGAACCCGAACUAAAGAAACAGUUCGAAAUGGAGAGGUUCAAUGUCCCGAAGCAGGAGAGAGCCCAGCCUUUCGGGCAGUGGCAGCCUGGAGGCAGAAGAAAAAGUGGUUUCGGUGCAGCUUUCGCCCCCAAGAAGGAGACGUCAUGCACUGUGCCGGCGCUGAAGAGCAUCCCGCAGUUCAUUCACCAAGUGUCCGACCUGGAGGCCAAGUGCAACGAGCUUCGGACUUUCGGGACACCGCCGAGGGGGAAGGAUUUGUGUUUGGACGACAAGUAUAAGAUCAAAUCCGGAAACUGCGUCGUCUUCUCCUUCGGCAUCAACUAUGACUGGAGCUUCGAGGACGACAUGGGAAAAUUCGGCUGCAUGGUAUACGCAUAUGACCCCACCAUGGGAAAGACCGACCAUCAGCGAUCUGAAAAUAUCCAUUUCUUCGCCACAGGCAUCUCUAACUACAAGGGAACUAAACUACUGCGAUUAAAUAACAGAGUCUUCAUGAGUCGGGUGGACCGAUUCGUUAACUUCCUAAGGGCAGCCGGGUUAGAGGGAGAAGAGAUUGACGUGAUAAAGUUGGAUACAGAAAUGUCACAAGUGGAUUUCCUGCAGGACUUGUUAUUCAACUCUCGCCAUUUGCUGAAGAAAAUUAAACAAAUAACCAUGACGGUGUAUACGGAUGUAGUAGAAAAGAGUCUCAGUCAAGGAGGUUUCUUCCAACUUCUUUGGCCAUACCUCCAGAUGAUGAAAUGUGCGGGCUUCAAAGUUAUCAGCUCCAACAGAAGCCGAAGAGGGAGAGAAGUGGUUUGGGCUCAAGAUAAAGAAUGGUAGCAUGUACCUGUAAAACAGCUACUAUCCCUUUACAAAAAGCUGAUGUAAGCAAUGAGAUGGAGUUGGAGUGGAAAAUAGCAAAGGCUUUGGAUGUAGUUUUGCUUCUGCAAAAAUA